UCCGUAACUUUACUUUAGACACUAGGGUACCCCAAACAUAACCUCCAAACGAUAAAAUACUUGCAAAAAUUCCUUUAUUGGCAAAAAGAAGUAAUAAAAACCACUAUGUUUUCCCUAAAUAGGCUGUUUCAGCGUUUAUCAAUACAAGAAAUAGUCACGGUGCAACAAAUUAGCAUCCGAACCAAAACCAAGUAUGUUACAAAGCCAGUCAUAGGUCAUGGAAUUAGUUUUAGGCGAAAAGUUAAUUUUCCUGAAGAAUACACUGUAAAACCCGUAAAAUAUACAAACUUGGCGGGCCGAGAUCCUAAAACUGGUAGACUGGUAGUGCAUGGUAUUGGUGGAGGCAUAAAACACAAAUAUCAUUGGAUUGAUUGGAUCCGAACAGGACCCAAAGAAGGUCCACCUCAAAUUGAAAAAGUCAUCAAAGUCAUGAAAGAUGGCUGUAGAACUGCUCAUAUUGCUUUGGUCGCCUACGGGGAUAAAUUGAAAUAUAUUUUAGCUACUGAAAACAUGAAGGCUGGGGAUUUGUUGAAAACCUCCUGUCAUAUCCCUAGAAUACCUGUAAGGGCAAAUGAAGGUGAUGCAUAUCCUUUAGGUGCCCUACCUAUUGGAACACAAGUACAUUGUGUAGAAAAAUAUCCAGGAGUAGGUGGGUUCUUGGUGCAUGCUGCUGGAACCUAUGCUACUAUUCUUCGCAAGGCGCCAAACAAUCAUGUUGUUAUAUUGACACCCAGUAAAAAGGAAUUUAGUUUACCAGAAAUUUGUAUGUGUACUGUGGGUAGAGUGAGUAAUGUAGAGCAUGGUAGUACACCUAUUGGAAGUGCUCAAAAGAACAGGGAGCUUGGAAACAGGCCAAGAUCAGGUUGGUGGCAUAGGAAAACAGGCAGGUUUGGACGAAAAUUAAGAAAACCGCCACCAACAAAGACUAUUAAAAGUAAUAAAAAAGAACCACAUGAAAUUGUUGAGUUUACCCCUCCUAGACCUUUUGUAAAAACAAUAAGAGCCCAAUUUCGUUAUUAAAUGUAUAUGAUUUUUAAAUAAACACAAAAUAUAAUUGUUAA
Messenger RNA from Anthonomus grandis grandis, 1061 nucleotides. RefSeq names its product 39S ribosomal protein L2, mitochondrial (gene mRpL2). Bases 106 to 1020 code for a protein of 304 amino acids. Gene Ontology annotation, cellular component: ribosome. Gene Ontology annotation, biological process: cytoplasmic translation. The record is from RefSeq and is a predicted model, not a curated record. The transcript is spliced from 5 exons. Gene Ontology annotation, molecular function: RNA binding; structural constituent of ribosome. Lineage: Eukaryota; Metazoa; Arthropoda; Insecta; Coleoptera; Curculionidae.